AUGAAGAAGUGGAAGUGCCCCAGCUGUAAACAAUGCAAAAAAACAACGACACCAGCAGUGCUUUCACCUAAACCACCAGUUACAUUGAAUGAGCAACCUGAGGACACCUACAACCACAACCACCCAUCUAUAGUGAGUAUCGACACCGGGACUUUGCUGCAAAAUAUGAACGAGCAAUUCCAGAAAUUGUCACACAACAUAACUGAGCUCAGAACUAGCGUCAACACAAGAUUGGACGCAUUAUCAGAUUCAAUUGAAGAAUGGUCGAAGAAAUAUCAAGAUUUGGAAAACAGUGUAGCGACGGUUCGGACGGAAGUAGCUCUAGUUAAGGAAGAAAACCAAUAUCUCCGCAAUCAAAUCAAUCUCCUUCAAAAAAACUGGGACGACCAAAAAUCACGUCAGUGUAAUUUAGAAAUACAAAAUUUACCAGAAAAAUCGUCAGAAAAUCUGAUACAUAUAGCUUUGACCCUGGGCAAAGUGUUAAAUGUUCCGGUUACUACCGAAAAUAUAAAAACUGUGCAUCGCGUACCCCACCAUGGACAAACAGACCGACCGAAGAACAUUAUCGUCGAACUAUGCUCGCGCCGGCUUCGAGACGACGUGAUAGCGGCGGCCCGGGCCCGGCGCGGCGUCACCGCCGGCCAGCUGAUGCAGGCCUCGCGUGGCUCCGGCCCGUCGUCCCAGCCGGACGACCAUGCGUCAGCGCAACCUGUUUUUAUAAACGAACAUCUUACUUUGAAGAAUAAAAUCCUGUACUCGAACACGCGCAAAGUAGCGAAAGACAAACAAUAUAAAUGGACCUGGAUUAAAAAUGGUGCCAUUCUGGUCAGAAAAGCCGAUAACACGAAAGUUAAACGUAUCCGCUGUGACGCCGACCUGGACAACCUAUGA
Cydia pomonella (codling moth) is the source of this 891-nucleotide messenger RNA. RefSeq lists its product as uncharacterized. The record is from RefSeq and is a predicted model, not a curated record. Lineage: Eukaryota; Metazoa; Arthropoda; Insecta; Lepidoptera; Tortricidae. The transcript has a single exon. The coding region runs from base 1 to 891 and encodes 296 amino acids.